AUGGCAAUGGCAUCACCAACCCCGAUGGGCUCCUCCCAUUUUGCAUCGCUCUCCAGACGACCCUCUUCACGACAAGCAUACAGACAGCAACCCUCUAGGCCUCAGCUGGCCCAUGAUGAACCUUACCACCCAGAAAACCACGCGCGGCAUUAUUCCCUGAACGACAGCUCCGACGAUGAAAUACCUUUGCCUAUGAAAUUCAGUGCUCUCACGAAAGCCUUGCUCAAUGAUGAAGCUUCUCUGGUCGAGAAAUCUCCCCCGAGAUCAGCUCGGAGAAGUCCUACGUUCAGUGGGCACAAUAGGACACAUGUGAAAGCUGGGAGCGAAGGCACCCUCGAUUCGCCAAACCAGGAUCGAGUAUCUCCUCCAGGUAGUCGAGUCCACAGUCCAUAUCCUCGGCGGGUGGUACGACUAAGCGGAACUCCUGGUUCCUCAACCCUUAGGAGAACAUCAUCUUUGUCAAGUGCCGUUAAAAGACACAAUGAACAAGCUGCUGCGAAAGCAGAAGGCCCAUUGGAUCUCAGUACACCAGCUCCUGUACCUAGGACUGUGCGGAUCCCUUUAACAUCUUCCGGAAACAAUGGGUUGUUUGGAGGUUCUUCAGGCCGGAACUCGAAUAAGUCAGACUCAGCAUCACGAAAGGAGGACGGCGAGAUUGAAUCACAGGAAUACUCCACAGCUGCGGCAAGAUCACACUUAGCCAAUGGUCAGGGCAGUGUUUCGAGAUAUGGCUCAACCAUUGGACGUGCCAGGUAUGGUGAAGACAUUGGAUUACAAAGCUCGAUGCGAAUUAAGAGAGUUGGAAAGGUGGCUGGGAGUUUUUUGAGUGGACCGGCUCGGCGCGGAAGGAGGCGUUUGGAUGAUGAAGAGCAGAGCCCUUUGGAGGGGCAGAGUGAUGGAUUGGAUAACGCUGGGUCUAGUCAAGACCCACAAAGUCAGGAGUCACAGGCUCAAGAGUCCCAGAGUCAAGAAUCGGGCUCCAGUGAAGAACCAGAGGCAAACCGCGCAUCUCUAUAUUCGUCGACAUAUAGAGACUUUGCUUCCGGAAGCCCUGUCGGCUCAAAGGACAUCCUCAAUUCUGUCUUGAGGUCUACUUCACCACCUCCCCCUACUCUUGGCAGCUCUCAGAGGCCAGCUGCUACCAAUUCGGAUUUGCAAGCAGCACCACAACCAGUUCCAGUAUUCAAAGUCCCAGCACCACGGCCGGACUUACCUUCAGCUCAUGAUCAAGAAAAUGAAGCGCCUCCCACAUUCAAGAGGAAUAAGCAAGCACCGCUGAUUCACUUUGACACAAUGGAAAAGGCUCCUGUACGACCACAGAGCAUGGAUAUGAGUGCUUUGCGAACUGCUUCUCCGGAAAGACGCGCGUUGGCUCCCAGAAGUCAAAAUACGCCGCGGAGACCUGCACCUCCACCCCCGAAAAUGUCGAUUCUCGAAGCAGCAACCAGUACGGCGGGGGCGGCCACGACUUCACAUGCAAGCAGCAAGAGAAACAAAUUAAAAGUUAAUGGCAAGCAAUUUACGCGACUGGAUUGUAUUGGGCGCGGGGGAAGCUCAAGGGUUUAUCGAGUCAUGGCAGAAAACUCCAAGUUCUUCGCAUUGAAGAGGGUAUCUUUGGACGAUGCCGACGAGACGGCCGUCCGUGGUUUUAAGGGAGAGAUUGAUCUCCUUAGAAAGCUGGAGGGGGUUGAGAGGGUCAUCCGUCUUUACGACUACGAACUCAACGAGGACAAAGGAACCUUGAGCGUGCUUAUGGAAAUGGGAGAGUUGGACAUGAAUAAGAUUUUGGAACUCCGCUUGAAGUCGGAGCACGCAAAGUUUGACGUCAGCUUCGUUCGUCACUAUUGGAAGGAGAUGCUUGAAUGCUUACAAGCGAUUCACGAGCAUGACAUCGUUCAUUCCGACUUGAAGCCGCACAACUUUGUUCUUGUUCAAGGACGGUUGAAACUGAUCGAUUUUGGUAUCGCCAACGCCAUUCAAACAGACGAGACGGUCAAUGUUCAUCGGGAGACACAAAUCGGCACUCCGAAUUAUAUGUCUCCCGAAUCCCUGAUGGACUCAAACGCGAAACCCGAUGCAAGAGGCAGGAUACCGAACGAACCGAAGCUUAUGAAGUUGGGCAAGCCGAGCGAUAUUUGGAGUUUAGGAUGUAUCCUCUACCAGAUGGUUUACGGCCGUGCUCCUUUUGCCCACAUCCAGAACCAGAUGCAACGCUGCCAAGCCAUUAUUAACUGGAGCUAUGCCAUCGAGUACCCUACGAUAGGCGUUGGAAGUGUUCCGGUACCCGCAAGCCUGAUCAAAACGCUGAAGAAAUGCUUGAACCGAGAUCAACACCAAAGACCAUCGGCGACGGAACUUUUGGAUGAGAGGGAUCCAUUCUUGAACCCGGUCGAGUUCGAUGAUGCCGCUAUCCCUAUGACCGAAGAGUUGCUGGGCCGCAUACUGCAGAACGUGGCCCUGAAAUGUAGAGAUAGGAUGCCGACAGAUGCGGAAAUCCUCGUGGCCUGGCCAAAGGGCUACAUGGCCAACCUGCGGCAGAAGUUGAGGGACGGAAGACCGUUGUAG
Molecule: messenger RNA, 2565 nt
Organism: Amorphotheca resinae ATCC 22711
Lineage: Eukaryota; Fungi; Ascomycota; Leotiomycetes; Helotiales; Amorphothecaceae
Exons: 2
Coding region: 1-2565 (854 amino acids)
Biological process (GO): meiotic spindle assembly checkpoint signaling; chromosome segregation; peptidyl-serine phosphorylation
Cellular component (GO): spindle; nucleus; kinetochore
Molecular function (GO): ATP binding; protein serine/threonine/tyrosine kinase activity; protein serine/threonine kinase activity
Source: RefSeq, a predicted model, not a curated record